This is a messenger RNA of Zalophus californianus (California sea lion), 10664 nucleotides long. It is a transcript of the gene PIK3CA, whose product is annotated as phosphatidylinositol-4,5-bisphosphate 3-kinase catalytic subunit alpha. The coding region runs from base 563 to 3769 and encodes 1068 amino acids. Lineage: Eukaryota; Metazoa; Chordata; Mammalia; Carnivora; Otariidae. Gene Ontology annotation, molecular function: 1-phosphatidylinositol-4-phosphate 3-kinase activity; 1-phosphatidylinositol-3-kinase activity. The record is from RefSeq and is a predicted model, not a curated record. Gene Ontology annotation, cellular component: phosphatidylinositol 3-kinase complex, class IA; plasma membrane; phosphatidylinositol 3-kinase complex, class IB. The transcript has 21 exons. Gene Ontology annotation, biological process: phosphatidylinositol 3-kinase/protein kinase B signal transduction; phosphatidylinositol-3-phosphate biosynthetic process; cell migration.
UAUUGUAGGCUCAGCCCCUCCUCAGCUCUAACCCUCCUCUGCCCGAGGAGGGGGGGAGUCGAGGGGGUGGGGAAGAGUUCGUUGUUUGUUUACACGAUGUGAGCGGAAAAAGAGACCAAUAAAGUUUAUUCUGGAAACAAAAGGAAAAAAAACAGGGUGACAGAGAAAGGAGACGGGGGCGGGGGCGUGUGGCGGGGGCUAGAGAGGAGAGGGAGCUAGAAGGAGAAAGCGGCAGUUCCGGUGCCGCCGCUGCGGCCGCUGAGGUCUUGGGCUGCUGCUGCCGCGGCCGCUGGGGCUGGGGCCGUCGGCGAGGCAGGGCUCGGGCCCGGCCGGGCAGCUCCGGAGCGGCGGGGGAGAGGGGCCGGGAGGCGGGGGCCGUGCCGCCCGCUCUCCUCUCCCUCGGCGCCGCCGCCGCCGCCGCCGCCGCCGCCCGCGGGGCUGGGACCCGAUGCGGUUAGAGCCGCGGAGCCUGGAGGAGCCCCGAGCAUUUCUGCUUUGGGACAGCCACACAUCUAAUUCCUUAAAAUAGUUUUAUAUGUAAAACUUGUAAAGGAUCAGAACAAUGCCUCCAAGACCAUCAUCAGGUGAACUGUGGGGCAUCCACUUGAUGCCCCCAAGAAUCCUAGUUGAAUGUUUACUACCAAAUGGAAUGAUAGUGACGUUAGAAUGCCUCCGUGAGGCUACAUUAAUAACUAUAAAGCAUGAAUUAUUUAAAGAAGCAAGAAAGUACCCUCUCCAUCAACUUCUUCAAGAUGAAUCUUCUUACAUUUUCGUAAGUGUUACCCAAGAAGCAGAAAGGGAAGAAUUUUUUGAUGAAACAAGACGGCUUUGUGACCUUCGGCUUUUCCAACCCUUUUUAAAAGUAAUUGAGCCAGUAGGCAACCGAGAAGAAAAGAUCCUCAAUCGAGAAAUUGGUUUUGCUAUUGGCAUGCCAGUGUGUGAAUUUGAUAUGGUUAAAGAUCCAGAAGUACAGGACUUCCGACGAAAUAUUCUGAAUGUUUGUAAAGAAGCUGUGGAUCUUCGGGAUCUUAACUCACCUCAUAGUAGAGCAAUGUAUGUCUAUCCUCCAAAUGUAGAAUCUUCACCAGAACUGCCAAAGCACAUAUAUAAUAAAUUAGAUAAAGGGCAAAUAAUAGUGGUGAUUUGGGUAAUAGUUUCUCCAAAUAAUGACAAGCAGAAGUAUACUCUGAAAAUCAACCAUGACUGUGUGCCAGAACAAGUAAUUGCUGAAGCAAUCAGGAAAAAAACUAGAAGCAUGUUGCUAUCAUCUGAACAACUAAAACUCUGUGUUUUAGAAUAUCAGGGCAAGUAUAUUUUAAAAGUGUGUGGAUGUGAUGAAUACUUCCUUGAAAAAUAUCCUCUAAGUCAGUAUAAGUACAUAAGAAGCUGUAUAAUGCUUGGGAGGAUGCCCAAUUUGAUGCUGAUGGCUAAAGAAAGCCUUUACUCCCAACUGCCAAUGGACUGUUUCACAAUGCCUUCAUAUUCCAGACGCAUCUCCACAGCUACACCAUAUAUGAAUGGAGAAACAUCUACAAAAUCCCUUUGGGUUAUAAAUAGUGCACUCAGAAUAAAAAUCCUUUGUGCGACCUAUGUGAAUGUAAAUAUUCGAGACAUUGACAAGAUCUAUGUUCGAACAGGUAUCUACCAUGGAGGAGAACCCUUAUGCGAUAAUGUGAACACUCAAAGAGUACCUUGUUCCAAUCCCAGGUGGAAUGAAUGGCUAAAUUAUGAUAUAUACAUUCCUGAUCUUCCUCGUGCUGCUCGACUUUGCCUUUCCAUUUGUUCUGUUAAAGGCCGAAAGGGUGCUAAAGAGGAACACUGUCCAUUGGCCUGGGGAAAUAUAAACUUGUUUGAUUACACAGAUACUCUAGUAUCUGGAAAAAUGGCUCUGAAUCUUUGGCCAGUACCUCAUGGAUUAGAAGAUUUGCUGAACCCUAUUGGUGUUACUGGGUCAAAUCCAAAUAAAGAAACCCCAUGCUUAGAGUUGGAGUUUGACUGGUUCAGCAGUGUGGUAAAGUUCCCAGAUAUGUCAGUGAUUGAAGAGCAUGCCAACUGGUCGGUGUCUCGGGAAGCAGGAUUUAGCUAUUCCCAUGCAGGACUGAGUAACAGACUAGCUAGAGACAACGAAUUAAGAGAAAAUGAUAAAGAACAGCUCCGAGCAAUUUGUACCCGAGAUCCUCUAUCUGAAAUCACUGAGCAAGAGAAAGAUUUUCUGUGGAGCCACAGACACUAUUGUGUAACUAUCCCUGAAAUUCUACCCAAACUGCUUCUGUCCGUUAAAUGGAAUUCUAGAGAUGAAGUAGCGCAGAUGUACUGCUUAGUAAAAGACUGGCCUCCAAUCAAACCUGAACAGGCUAUGGAGCUUCUGGACUGUAAUUACCCAGAUCCUAUGGUUCGAGGUUUUGCUGUUCGGUGCUUGGAAAAAUACUUAACAGAUGACAAGCUUUCUCAGUACCUAAUUCAGCUAGUACAGGUCCUAAAAUAUGAACAGUAUUUGGAUAACCUGCUUGUGAGAUUUUUACUCAAGAAAGCAUUGACUAAUCAAAGGAUUGGGCACUUUUUCUUUUGGCAUUUAAAAUCUGAGAUGCACAAUAAAACUGUUAGUCAGAGGUUUGGCCUUCUUUUGGAGUCCUAUUGUCGUGCAUGCGGGAUGUAUUUGAAGCACCUAAAUAGGCAAGUUGAGGCUAUGGAAAAGCUCAUUAACUUAACUGACAUUCUCAAACAAGAGAAGAAGGAUGAAACACAAAAGGUACAGAUGAAGUUUUUAGUUGAGCAGAUGCGGCGACCAGAUUUCAUGGAUGCUCUACAAGGUUUCCUAUCUCCUCUAAAUCCUGCUCAUCAACUAGGAAAUCUCAGGCUUGAAGAGUGUCGAAUUAUGUCCUCUGCAAAAAGGCCACUGUGGUUGAAUUGGGAGAACCCAGACAUCAUGUCAGAGUUACUCUUUCAGAACAAUGAGAUCAUCUUUAAAAAUGGGGAUGAUUUACGGCAAGAUAUGCUAACACUUCAAAUAAUUCGCAUUAUGGAAAAUAUCUGGCAAAAUCAAGGUCUUGACCUUCGAAUGUUACCUUAUGGUUGUCUGUCAAUUGGUGACUGUGUGGGACUUAUUGAGGUGGUGCGAAAUUCUCACACGAUUAUGCAGAUUCAGUGCAAAGGUGGCCUGAAAGGUGCUCUGCAGUUCAACAGCCACACACUGCAUCAGUGGCUCAAAGACAAGAACAAAGGAGAAAUAUAUGAUGCAGCCAUUGACCUGUUCACACGUUCAUGUGCUGGUUAUUGUGUUGCUACUUUCAUUCUGGGCAUUGGAGAUCGUCACAAUAGUAACAUCAUGGUUAAAGAUGAUGGACAACUGUUUCAUAUAGAUUUUGGACACUUUUUGGAUCACAAGAAGAAAAAAUUUGGUUAUAAACGGGAACGUGUGCCAUUUGUUUUGACACAAGAUUUCUUAAUAGUGAUUAGUAAAGGAGCCCAAGAAUGCACAAAGACAAGAGAAUUUGAGAGGUUUCAGGAGAUGUGUUACAAGGCUUAUCUAGCUAUUCGGCAGCAUGCCAAUCUCUUCAUAAAUCUUUUCUCAAUGAUGCUUGGCUCUGGAAUGCCAGAACUACAAUCUUUUGAUGAUAUCGCAUACAUUCGAAAGACCCUAGCUUUAGAUAAAACUGAACAAGAGGCUUUGGAAUAUUUCAUGAAACAAAUGAAUGAUGCACAUCAUGGUGGCUGGACAACAAAAAUGGAUUGGAUCUUCCACACAAUUAAGCAGCAUGCUUUGAACUGAAAUGAUAACUGAGAAACCGAAAGCUCAUUAUCUGGAUUCUGUACUGCACUGUUAAUAACUGUCAACAGGCAAAGACUGAUUGCAUAGGAAUUGCACAAUCCAUGAACAGCAUUAGAAUUUACACAAGAACAGAAAUAAAAUACUAUAUAAUUUAAAUAAUGUAAACGCAAACAGGGUUUGAGAGCACUAAACUAGUUCAUUUCAAAAUUAAGCUUUAGAAUAAUGCGCAAUUUCAUGUUAUGCCUUAAGUCCAAAAAGGUAAACUUUGAAGAUUGUUUGUAUCUUUUUUUAAAAAAGAAAACAAAACAAAAAAACCCCAAAAUAUAUAGAAAUGAUGGAGAAGGAAAAAGAAUGAUGUUCUUUUUUUGUCUUGCAAAUGUUCUAUGUUUUGAAAUUGUGGACACAACAAAGUCUAUUAUUGCAUUAGGUCCAAGGAAACUGAAGUUUGGUGUUAAAUUACAUUGAGAUUAGAAAACAAUGAAGAUUUCUUAUUUUUCCAUUGCUGUUCAAUUUAUAGUUUGAAGUGGGUUUUUUGACUCCUUGUUUAAUGAAGAAAAAAUGCUUGGGGUGGAAGGGACUCUUGAGAUUUCACCAGAGACUUUUCCUUUUUAAUAAAUCAAACCUUUUGAUGCUUUGGGGUCUUAUCUGCAAAGUUUUGGAAGCAGUCACAAAUGAGACCUGUUAUAAGGUGGUGUUUUUGGGCAGUAUUUACAAGAAUCUGAUUCUUCUUUCCCAGAGGAAUUCUGGGCUCCCACAAAGUACAAUAAUCAUCAGAGAGAAAGAAUGAGCAGGACUAGUUCUUGCUCCAGAAUUGUACAGUAUUCACCGUAGGUUGAUUUUUUUUUUUCUCCUUUUGCAAUUGAAUUGAAUACAUUUUUCAUGCAUGUUUCCAGAAAAUAGAAGUGAGUAUUAAUGUUAUUAAAAAGAUUAUUUUUUUUAUUAAAGGCUAUUUAUAUUAUAGAAACUAUCAUUAAUAUAUAUUCUUUAUUUACAUGAUCUGUCCCAUAGUCAUGCAUUGUUUUGCACCCCAAAUUUUUUAUUGUUCGUAGCAGCAUGGUCAGCUUUCCUCUUGGUCUGUGGGUGAGGCUCAGGCACUAUCCCAUUUAUACCAGUGACUAGUGUAUAACUGCAUAAGGAAAACAGAUUAAAGUUCAUCCUCUUUCGUUUUAUUUCUUUCUGUUUUCAUAUGACUCCCCCAUUUUCCAUCUUCUUUUAUAGUCGAUAAUGCCUCAGUCAGGAAACUAGUUACCAAAAUUAACACAAUAUAGAGUAUCUUCCUGAUUGCUUCAACCCUUCUACCAAGGUAUGCUCAUGAAUAAUACUUUAUAGUAUGGGGGAAUAGAAACCAUGAACUUUUUACCUUUUUAGGCUAUUUAUGCAAUAUCUGGAUAAUAAAAGUAGGACCUUAAACCAUUUUAAGAUCAUGUCCCAUUUCCAAGCUAUUAGGGCUCACUGUCCAACUUUAUUAAAUUGCAUUUGAGUGCAGGAUACAUUCUUAAACACUUUGGAAAACAUUAACCCAAGGUGUAGGGGCUAAUGCUAGUCAUCACUCUAGAAUCUGAUAUUUUACUCAGUAUUUGAAAUGAAUGAUUAAUGCCCUAGGAAGUAGCUUUAGCAAAUGUCCAGGUGCCACACCAGAAAAAGUGCAAUAAUUUACUGACAGUUUUCUAGAUUAGGCAUACUAUUGGACUACAAAACUCUAUAAAAAGUGCACAUUAUAUACUCUAGACAGCAUCACUUAAACGAUAUUCAUUUAUGAAAUCAGUUACCUAUAAUAGAAGUCUUGAAUAGUAAACAAGGGACUCUAAUACAAAUACUCUUAAUAUUUGGCUAUUUUAGAGCCCUUAAAGGGCCUAAUUAUUGGAGACUUAGGUACUUCACUAAAGCAUGUAUAUAAUAUUGCCAACGAGAAAAAUAAAUUUGAAGAUUUAGGGAACUUAUUUCUGUAAACUGUCUUGGAAUAGUUAAGAAUUUAAACUCCCAUUUUAAGCAGGAAGCCAAAUAGAUUCUUUUGCAGAUGUAGAUUUCAUAACUUAUUAAAACUUCUUUAACAUUUUGUGCCUUUUAGAUAUAUUCAGUUAAUACAUACUAACAUCCCAGUCUUUUCUAUAUCAGGGAUUAAUUACAGGAAAACUUAAUGAAAUGGUACAAAUCUGAAACUCUGAUGGUGGAAACUGAAGAUUUAAGAGAGAACAGCAUUUACCCGAGUGCCAAAAAAGCUUCGAGCUUCCUUGCACAAAAUUUACAUGAUUUUUGCAUGUCUCACAUCAGUCCAGCUAGUCCUCUUCCCCUGAGACCUCUCCACGAUUAAAACACAGCCACAUAGCUUAUUUAUCCUUUACAUUUAUUUUCAACAGUUAUUACAACCAAGUUGAUUCUAUUUGAAGAGGUGUAGACAAAUUUUACAAAGAAUGUAGAUCAAGUGAUCUAGCUAAAAGCAAAGCAAAUUUUAAAAGAAUCCAAGCAGAGUUUAAGCAAACAACAUUAGAAAUAAGAAAAAGGGGUCAGGUAGUGCUCAGAAGGCAAAGAAUCAAAAAUUGAAUGCUACAUGGGGUGACUAGGCUGUCAAGUCAGUGGUAAGCCGUUUCCAGGUACUUCAGAGUCCUAUCACUUCCCAUGGAUUGGUCAGUUCCUGUGGCCAACCAUCCUUGUCAUUGAAUGUGGUGUAACUAUUGACUUUAUGGUUUCAUUUGGUCACCUGAGAAAUAGUUCCUUCAGUGACUAUUUUGGAGGAAAAAAAGAAAAACCAAGUAGGUUUAAAGAAAAUAAAACCUAAUUUUAAACACAUUCUACUAAGAUAUAAUCUGAAAAUCAUGUUUUAACUUUUUAUCAUAUUCUCAGUAUACAAAAAUCAUUUAUUUUGAAGAUUUUUAGACUGCUGUUAAUUUGAAAUCUGUUAAUCAUUGUAGAAUUUGGUUUUUAAAAAAGAUGUUUCUAAUUGGAUUUUUUAAAGAAGAAUGGAAUUUGGUCACUAUUUUAUGAUAGAACCUAAGCUUUCUGUGGUUCUUAGUGUCUUCUGUAAAACUCAGUGUCAAAGGAAUCAAUUUUGAGGUUUUCCCUUCUAAUCUGCUUUAUAUUACAAGCCCUUUAGGAAAUGGGAACCUGGUGAAUAUACAAUGAAUUGUAAAAUAUUUUAAUGUGUAAUUUUUUCAACUGUGAAACUAUGAAUAUUGGUUUUUUUUGAUGAAAACAGCUGCUGAUAAAGUAUUUUGUGUAAAGUGUAGUUCUUAUUAAUCAGGAAAAUAAUCAAUGACUUGAUUAGAAUGUAUAUACCCUCUUGGAUUUUAUUUUCAAUGGAUUGGUGAUUUUCACAUAGGUAAAACACAGUCCAUCUGUAUUCUUUUUCCAUCAAAAAUUGAGAGAUUUAGCAUUAUAAAAAAAUGAGCAGCCUAUCUCACAGCACAUAAACUUGGAUUUGUUUCUUAAUGAUUUUGUAAAUCCAUAUAACUCAUAUUCUGACCAAUAGCCCAUGCUUGCCAACUCUUUGAAAAAAUUGGAUUUCCAGCAUUAUUUUUAAGCCAGCAGGUUACCUUUUUCUGAAUGUUUUAACUUUCUUUUGUUUGUGUCUGCACAAACUGCAGACCUGGGCUGGACCCACACACUCAGAAUCCACCUUGAAAUCAAUUUUGAUGUCCAAGACAUCCCUAAAAUAUUUCAGUUUAAAGACCAUAUGUGGUGUUAAUGGAUUGUGGUGCUUCUACUAUUUAAAAACAACUUCAUACUUCAGAUGUUUUUGAGAAGAGGGGAAUGUUGAAGGAGGGAGUAGAACAGGGAGGAGUUGUUUGAAUGAAUCACAUUCUUCAUAUCCAUCCUGCUCAGAAGGGGCACUUCUAAGGGAAGCCUUAGAUGGAGCCUUCUAAGAGAAGGCCGAAAGUUGUGAGUAUAUUGUGCAUACCAUGAGGGAACUAACUGUUCAUCAGGGAUGGGAUUGUGAAGGCUGAACUAUAAAACUCAGCACUGACGGGAUCCUCAGAUAGCAAUUCUUGGUGACAGAGUAAUACAGCUGGGCUGUUUUUUUAAAAUAUAAACACAAACCAUUUUUAUUUUUUAAUUAUUACAUUAAAAUUAUAAGUGUAUUUUAUGUGCCAUGGCCUGGGAAGCCUUUUUUUCUUUUCUUUCAAAAGUUACUUUCACUUUCUGAAAAGAUUAUGGGGUUUAGCUCAAGAUAACUAUGGUCCUGAUAAAAUUGGAUUGGUAACUCUACCUCAGAAGGUUAAUAAGAAAAAAAAAUGAGUCACAAUUCAGUGCUUCAGGCUCUUAUGUUACAGAAAUUUCCAGAGCACUGUAGUUUAGACUUAUAAAAAGUCAAGAGUUGGCAUGCCUUAUUUUUAAUGGCACUGGAGACUUGAGAAAAAUUUUCAGUUAAAAUUUAAUCAUUGCUCCAGCCAUGGAAAAGGCUAUAGCGCCAGGAGGCUUAUGGUACUAGGUUCUUGAAUUCGGCAUUCGAAAUUAGUUGUGUUCUCUUUUCUUUAUUAUUAGUGAAAUUAGUGUGUGUAUAUUUGCACACAUUUCUAUUUGUGUACACACUGCUUGCUAGCCCUAGUCAAGAGGCAUCUUUUAUAAAAGGUGUAAACAUCAGGUUCUAAAGUUCAAAAGUGUUUAGAACUCAUUAGGAGUUUCCCAAGUUGGGAUGUUAGUUUUUAAAUAAGCUUAUUUCAUCCGAGUAUUCCACUUGAUUAAGGUUUCACACUUCCUUUUUAUUCAUGAAGCGCCAUUCCUUUUCCUUAGUUUUAGACAUGUUAAUAUUACAGCCAUGCUAGUUAGCAUAAAGUGACAGUUACGAGCCAUAAGGAAAUUUUCUGACUUAAUUUUUACACAACUACAUACGAGUUUUAGUAGGGGGUGGGGGGGUUGGGGGGGAAUCAGUCCAUUGUACGUUUAGUGUAGUUUAGGUAACUGAUUUUCACUACCAGCAGUAGACUCCAUUCUUCAUGUUGGUAAGUAUGGAAAGGUUUUUUUUAAUGCAUUUUGUAAGCCAGUUAAGUCUAUAAAUCUAUCUGAAACCUUAUUUAAUCUGUCACUACAAUAAUUUUGUGGUUAUGCUAAGAGCCAUGUAUAUUUUUAGGUGAUUCUUAUUUUUGUUCCUCCUUCUGAGUAAGCAAGGAGGCAGAAAACUUUCAUUGUUUUAUAUUUUCUCAAAAUAUCUUUAAUAAGACUAAACUUAAUUCUAGUAUGAAUUUCCAAAUGUAGUCAUGAUCUAUCAGUUUCAUAAGAAAAAGCCCCUUAUCAGUUUUAAUUUUUGUUCCAAAGAGUGGUUGGAGAGCUUGGACUUCAUGUGGUUUCUAGAAAUGUUUUUGGCUAUGGAACCUGUUUCAAAUACAAUUAAUAGCUUCAAUGUGACUUAGUCCUCGGGCUUAAUUGGGUUGAAUAAAAUCUAAAAGAAUAUAUCCUUUUGGAACCUAACACUUUAAUAUCUUGGGGAAUGUGGCACUACCAAAAGAAGACUAGUAACACAUAAAAUGUUGACUUUGGAAGCUUCCAGAAGAAGCCCCCACCACCCUUUUUUGGCCCCUUUUAUUGUAGCAAAUCUAUUUCUCUAUUUUGUCAUUCUAUGAAUUGAAGUCCUAUGGUAUAAUGCAUUCAUUAGGAGAAAAAUGUUUUUAAAUGUUCUUUUAAUGAUGGCCCCAAAAGUAUUUGACACAGCAAGAUGCAUGUGUUAUUGUACUGAGAAUAUAGAAUAAUACAGUGUCACUAAAUUUAAGACCGCUUCCCAGUCUUGCUGUUCCUAGCAAGAAGUUUGGCCUGUGACUGCACUUACUGUUUGUGCUCAUCAGAAACUGUCAAUGUCUGCUUUUCUUUUAACUUUGCAGUCUGUAACCUCACGCUGUUUAUUAAAAAAAGAAAAAGAAAAAAAUGACUUGUGUCCAAACAAUCCUUAGUGUACUAUGUAUUUUAAACCAAAAAAAUGUGAUAAUUAUAUUUUGCCUUUUUUUGAAUACUUAAAAGCAAAUCAGUGUUGCUAAUAAUCAGAAUUUAGCUGAACUUGAGUUCUUACCAAUAAUGACUAAGAAUAGUUGAUUGAAAACCUGAAACUAUUAUGCCUUAAAAGCCAAUUUUUCUACCCCAGUAAAGUGAUGAAUAUUGAGAGAAAUAUCUGUUGGAAUUUUAACUUCCUUUAAGCAUAAGGAAUUAUGUGUUUGUAUUACAAGCAAAUAUAUAUGUAUACACAUAAACGUAUGAAUGUGUAUGUCUAUAUGCAGACAGAAGUCAGUUCAAGACCAGAACCUGUAAGUGAGAUUAGGCUAGAAGCAAACUGGUUUUGCUUUCAGUUAUCAUAAACCUUGCAAAAGGGGAGUCUGGGCUUUUCUUGGACCAGUAAUACAUGUGGGCAUUGAUACUUUGUACUUCUAAGCAAUUAACAGCAAGUAAUAGCUUAAAUUUUGUUUCUUUGCCAAAUGGUUUGCGUGACUUUAAGUUAACAUUGUUCUAAAUUGACUUUCUUCUCCAAGCGUAAUCUCUCUCUUUCCUGAGAUGAGAUUAGGGGAUGAACCAAGUAGCCGCACUCUGUGAGUGGAAAACUGUAGUAAUUGAAACACUUUUAAGUUUCACACUUUCACUUUUUAGGUUUUAAAUCAGUGGUUUUGAAUUUGUUAGAAAAAUCCCAAGAAUUGCAUGUUGUUAGAUGCUUAUCAAACUAAGAAAUGGACUAAGAUGUGCCCUUAAGUAAUCUAUAGACUCUCAAUUUGCAAAAUGAUUUAAAAUAUGUAUGCAUACAUCUAUUUUAUUUCAGGAAAGUCUUUGGUAUACAAAAUAAUUUACUGCAACCUCUUAAACGGCAUGUUCUGGACCUUAAAUGUAUAUUAUAUUUAGCCAAGAGAAGGUGGGAAGGAAUCCUCUUCUCCAGCUCCCUACACUAGCCCCUAUAACCAGCUGUCCAAUGAAAGGUACCAAGGCU